GCAGACUGUCGGUAAGACAAAGAACCCGGCUGAUUUGCAUCAACACGACGUCCAGAGGAAGGGGGACUGGGAGGAGGAGAAAAUGAACGAACCUGCCAGACGUCCCAAUAUGGACAACGAAGAUAAAGGAGGGGCCGAUCUCGGCCGGCAUAGGGAAGACGAAGACAAACUAGAGGAGGCAGAAGAAGAAGAAGAAGAAGAAGAAGAAGAAGAAGAAGAAGGGGGGGAUGACAAAGAAGAAGAGGAUGCUGGCAAAGAGGAAGGGGAAGGAGAGGGAGGGAGAGAGAGAGAGGGCGGGGGAGGGGAAGGGGAAGGGGAAGACGGAGGAGGAGGAGGAGAAGAAGGGGAAAGCGGAGAGGAGGAGGAGGAAAAAAGAGGAGGGGAAGAUGGACAAGAAGGGGGAGGGGGAGGGGGAGGAGGAUGAGGAGAUGGAAAAGAGGAAGGGGGAGGAGGAGGGGAAGAGGGAGAAGGAGAAGGGAAAGAAAGGGAAGGAGAAGGUGGAAGAGGAUAAUGCACGGACCAGCGAGGCAUACGGCGAAACCAUUGUGUAAGUCGAGUCACAUGUAUAGGGUGUCGACGCUGUUGAGCUCGAGUGUAACAAGUCCAUCCUCGGGCCAAUGUCAAAGGAGCAUGGCCACGGGAAAGCAAACGGCGGACAAGCAUGGUUGUCGCAGUUUAUGUAUAUAUAUCCUCACAGAGUUAUCAGAGCGCACAACGGAAAAAACAAAGAGAACAAAAAAGAUAUCAAUUC
Chara braunii is the source of this 751-nucleotide messenger RNA. Lineage: Eukaryota; Viridiplantae; Streptophyta; Charophyceae; Charales; Characeae. The record is from the annotation of a GenBank genome assembly.